Messenger RNA from Meira miltonrushii, 156 nucleotides. RefSeq lists its product as uncharacterized. The record is from RefSeq and is a predicted model, not a curated record. The transcript has a single exon. The annotation marks the transcript as partial. NCBI's taxonomy places the organism in Eukaryota, Fungi, Basidiomycota, Exobasidiomycetes, Exobasidiales, Brachybasidiaceae.
AUGCAUUGCUUGCGAUGGUGGUUACCAUUGUUUUUGCUGCCUUUACCAGCAGUAUCGCCAGUGAUGAUGAUCUUGUUCGUGACCACAUAUGCAAUUCGAACGAAACCAUGUGCAUAUUGUGCGGUGAUCAUACUUGGGUUGAUGUUUAGCACUUGU